Messenger RNA from Strongylocentrotus purpuratus (purple sea urchin), 891 nucleotides. Its product is annotated as protein MTSS 2-like. Gene Ontology annotation, molecular function: phospholipid binding; actin binding. The record is from RefSeq and is a predicted model, not a curated record. The transcript is spliced from 3 exons. Gene Ontology annotation, cellular component: cytoplasmic side of plasma membrane; actin cytoskeleton. Gene Ontology annotation, biological process: plasma membrane organization; cell projection assembly. NCBI's taxonomy places the organism in Eukaryota, Metazoa, Echinodermata, Echinoidea, Camarodonta, Strongylocentrotidae. Bases 419 to 643 code for a protein of 74 amino acids.
UACAUGGCACUCGCGUUUUCAACGUUGAUGGUGUUGCGGACUUCUCCCAAGUUACCACGUCAAUGUCGGAUUUUCGAAGAAACUUAUGUGAAUUUUGGGCGAUGAAUAUCACAAACACUUCAUGAUUGUGAAAACUCAGUCGGCAGCUCGUUUUGCAAAACAGUGGAGUAUCGUUUGAACUUGUAAUCUCUCUCGAGGAACGGGUAGCGGACUUCGUUCCAGCUGCAGCCGACGCCGCGGCCGGUGCGGUAGCGCGAAGGGACACAGAGAGCCCAGCGGUCUAGUCUCAGGAGUAGCGAGUAAAUUGGAACAACACAAACAAAAGAUCUGGGACUUCCUCUCCCCAACCUCGCCUCGUGGAGUUUUGGUGUGGAUAUUUAAGUUAUUUCUAUAAAACAAACAGGAAAAUAUUGUGACAAUGGAAGGGAGUGAAAGGGAUUGCAGUGUUCUUGGAGGCUUAUUCCAGAGUGUGAUUAAUGAUAUGAAGUCACAUUCACCUCUAUGGGAUGAUUUCUCCAGCAAGGCAGGCAAGCUCCACACACAACUCAGGGCCACCAUCACAGUCCUGUCAGCGUUCUUGGAUGCAUUCCAGCGGCUGGCCGAUGCUGCUACCAAUACAAGAGGUAGGCACUGGGGUAUUUGAUAGGCUCAUAUGAAUACAAUACAAUCUGGAUUCUGUAGGCUCACACACAAUACAAUAUGUGGGACAUGUAGCCCUACAUCUUAUUUUUGAAUGACAUAUUUAUUCUCUUUAGGUGGAUGAUAAGAGUAACUAUUCUUGACAAACUUACAAAGGAAAUGACCAUGUCUUUAAACAGCUCAGUUUGAAUUGCAUAUUAUAGUCUGUUGCUGGUUUCAUGAAAGAACAUUUGGAAGGUUUUUCUUUUAAAG